This is a messenger RNA of Dryobates pubescens (Downy woodpecker), 1086 nucleotides long. It is a transcript of the gene LRRC46, whose product is annotated as leucine rich repeat containing 46. The record is from RefSeq and is a predicted model, not a curated record. Lineage: Eukaryota; Metazoa; Chordata; Aves; Piciformes; Picidae. Gene Ontology annotation, molecular function: protein binding. The transcript has 8 exons. Bases 1 to 1086 code for a protein of 361 amino acids.
AUGGGGCCAGCCCAGCCCCCACAGCACACCCACCCCGGGGCCCAAGGAAAGGACAAGGACCCCCCUGCCACGGCUGGAGUGGACAAGACCCUGCCUGGGGACGGGGAGCAGCUGCCCCCAGGAGUGAUCCUCACCAGCAGCCUCAUCGCCACCAGGAGCCUACCUCAGCUGCUGGAUCCCCAGAGCCCAGAGAGCCGACCCACGGAGCUGCUGCCCUCCUCAACCAUCCGUUUGGAUCAUCAGAACAUCUCUGCUAUUGGGAGGCUGCAGAGCAUGCUGGAGGUUCACAGCCUCUACCUGCAGCAGAACCAAAUUGAGAAGAUUGAGAACCUGAGCUGCUUUCCCAACCUGAGGGUCCUGUCCCUGGCUGGGAACCGCAUCUGCAGGGUGGAGAACCUGCAGCCCCUGCGCCACCUGCGCCUCCUGGACCUGUCCCACAACCAGAUCCAGACACUGGACCCAGGUGAGCUGCCCUGCAGCCUCCGUCUCCUCGACUUAAGAGGGAACAAAUGCACCCAGCAGCACGGCUACAGAAAGCUGGUGCUGGGAGCCCUGCCUCACCUCCUGGAGCUGGACACACAGCCUCUCCGUGGCGCUGUGGGUGAGGAAGAGGAGGAAGGAGGCUCUUCCAGCAGUGAGGAUGAAGAUGAUUUGCUGCUCUCUCAGCCCAGCAGCCCUUUCACUGCAGGCAAAGAUUUCUUUGUGGAUCUGCACCAGGAUCUGUCCAGGCACUCACAGCAGAGGCAGAGUGAGGCUCUGGGGAAACACCAGACCCAUCUGAAGGAGCUGGAGGAGCUGUGGGAGCGUUGGGAUCUGCUGCUGCCUCCAGCACCCCUGAGCCCAGGCCGGGAGGGAGCUGCCAGCACCGCUGCCCCAGGACCCAGGCGCCCUCACCCCUGUCCCCAAGCAAAGCCAGGGACACAGCUGCCACCCCUGCCAGGACCCACUGGGCAGCCCCAGCAAGCUUCCAGUGGGAGCCAGCCCUCUACCAAGGCUCUGGAGGAGAAGAGUCCCAGCAAAGGAGCAGGAAGCAGGCACUUACCCCUCAUACCCCCCAGCAGCAGAGCUCCACGCAGCUCCAAUUAA